Messenger RNA from Liolophura sinensis, 1990 nucleotides. RefSeq names its product leucine-rich repeat-containing protein 40-like. The transcript is spliced from 14 exons. Gene Ontology annotation, cellular component: cytoplasm. Lineage: Eukaryota; Metazoa; Mollusca; Polyplacophora; Chitonida; Chitonidae. The record is from RefSeq and is a predicted model, not a curated record. The coding region runs from base 138 to 1973 and encodes 611 amino acids. Gene Ontology annotation, molecular function: protein binding.
CAUUUCAUACUGUUGGCCAGGCGGCGCUAACUGACAAAUGACAGAUGAAAUAAUAUGCAAGGCAUUGGCGUAAUACUGGUACUUACGUGUCGAUCGGGAAGUUCUUCAAACUCAGUAGUUAAGUCAGACAGAUCACUAUGUCCAUGUCAAACAGGAAAGGUGGAGGGAAAACGAGAACAGUUGCAGGCGGUGGAUUUAACCUCAGCGAUACAACAACAACAAACACAGUCCACCCCAAAAUAUUGAAACAGGCUCGUCAGAGCGGACAGCUGAAUUUGUCUGGAAGAGGUUUUACUACAGUUCCAGACUGUGUAUGGAAUCUAAACUUGGACUUACCAGAAGAGGCAAAGACAAUCUCUCUGGAUCAUUCUGAAGAAAGAUGGUGGGAACAGAAGGACUUGACCAAACUCAUCUUGGCCUCGAACUCCUUGAACAGCCUUUCAGAGGAUUUAGCAAAACUUUCAGCUUUAGUUGUCCUUGAUGUUCAUGAUAACCAGUUAACAUCUUUGCCCAAAGCCUUAGGAGCCCUGAGUGAACUACAGAGGCUAAAUCUUAGCCACAAUAAACUGGAGUUACUCCCCUCUGAGCUGUGUCGCCUCUCUAAUCUCACAGUUCUACAGCUUCAGAACAAUUGCCUUGCUGAGCUGUGUCAACAGAUUGGAGAUCUACAUUGUCUCGAGGAGCUGGAUAUAUCUAACAACAGGAUCAGUGAAUUGUCAGCUCAUGUGGGCUACCUGUCCAGGCUGAGGAAAUUCAACCUGGCUCAUAACAAGCUACACUCCCUACCCCGGGAGAUCGGAGACUUACGAUGUUUAAGAGUGUUGGAGGCCACACACAACAGUUUGGAAAGUCUUCCCCUGGAGUUGGGGAAUCUGUGUCGACUAGAAGAGUUAUAUCUACGUCAUAACCGCCUGUCUGCUGUACCAAACCUGUCUGCCUGCUCAUCUCUCAAGGUUCUACACCUUGGCAACAACUGCGUGGAGGAGGUGACAGCGGGGAGUCUAAGGGACCUGCCUUCUGUAUCCAUCCUUGAGCUCAGAGAUAAUAAGAUCAGCAUCUUACCUGAGGAGAUAUCCUGCUUGGAGGGACUGGAGAGACUGGACCUGAGCAACAAUAACCUGUCAGGGUUGCCAUAUUGUCUGGGAAAUCUGUCGCACUUGAAAUCUGUUGUUCUUGAUGGGAACCCAAUGAAGUCUAUCAGACGAGACAUUAUCAUGAGAGGAACCAAUGAACUGAAGAAGUAUUUGCGAAGUCGUAUUGAGGAUCCGCCCACCACCAGCUCCCAGAAGGUUGUUGAGGAGGGUAAAGCACCGAGUGGGCUUAUUGGUGAUCAGGGUGGAUUAGAUACACAUACUAUCUAUCAGUUUAAAGCAUUGGAUUACAGUAAUAAGCAAGUGUCGACAGUCCCUGAUGAUGUGUGGGAAGUGGCGGCCAAGGCUCAACUACAGUCCAUCAACCUUAGUAAAAACGCGUUAACGGAACUUCCCAGCAACUUAAUGGUGGUGGUGGACACUCUUAAGGAACUGUACCUCGGGUUUAACAGACUGACAAGUGUCCAUCAAGAUAUUGGACUCUACCUGAAACUAACAACUCUAGACCUGAGAAAUAACAAGUUGGAGUCAUUACCAAGUGAGAUGUCAUCUUUGCAAAACCUACGUGAAAUAAUUCUCUCAAACAACAGGUUACCAGAAAUUCCAGAGGUUUUGUACAAUUUAGAAAAACUGGAAAUCUUAUUUGCUUCUGACAACAAAAUCCAGUCCAUUGAUGUAUCUGGAUUUCUGAGGUUGAAGUCUCUGGGGACGCUUGACUUACAGAACAAUGAUAUAGGCCAGGUGCCUCCAGAACUUGGAAACUGUACCUGGAUCAAAUCACUGUUACUUGGUGGCAAUGCUUUCAGGAACCCCAGACCAGCAGUAUUGGACAAGGGAACUCCAGCCCUCAUGGAAUAUCUGAGGAACAGAAUUGUUACUUAAUGAUUUUUGUCAUUUUU